Molecule: messenger RNA, 9705 nt
Organism: Caenorhabditis angaria
Lineage: Eukaryota; Metazoa; Nematoda; Chromadorea; Rhabditida; Rhabditidae
Source: the annotation of a GenBank genome assembly
AUGAUAUUUUCGAUAUUUUCAACAAUUCUAUCCAUUGUCACAUUUAUUUAUAGUCAUGUGAGUUUUUGGGCUGAAAAUGGGGGGAAAUUUGAUAAUUUUCGGCUGAAAAUGAUCAAAACAUUGUGAAAAAUGAUGCAAAUUCGAGAUUUCAAGCUGUUUUUAUGCAAAAAAAGACUGAAAAUAAGCGCAAAAUCACACAAUUUUCAAAAAAAUCAUUCAAUUUUCCAGGUUCUUCUCAUAUUUCUAUCAAUUUGUCUAGCGGGUGCCAUUGCAUUUUUCGUCUCUUAUUAUUUUUUCGGUUUCUCAACACCCUCUUCAGCCACUUCUUCUGCUUCACCAUCGAUUUCGGGUUCGCCAUUAAGUGAGUUCGAGUUUUUGGAGCAAAAAUCGGAAUUUUUGGUGAAAAAUGAGCAACAUUAGAUAUUUUUUACCAAAAUGUUAAAAAUUUCACUCAUUCUCAAAGUUCACGUGGAAAAAUAUGAACUUUGUUAUAAUGGGGCUAUUCAAGUUCUUUUCUCAACGCUGAGAAAACAGGAGAAAUGCGAAGAAAACCUAUUCAGGUAGGCUGAGAAAAUACGAAAAAAGUGAAGAAAAUGCAUUUUCUCCGCAUUUCUCCUGUUUUUUUUCUUAGCGUGUUUUCUUAGCGUGUUGAGAAAAUACUUGAAUAGCCCCAUAAAGUUUUCCAAUUUUUCUCCCACAAAUCCCCAAUUUUCUUCCAGAAUUAGUCAAAAAAGUAUCGACAAUUCUUGAAACUGACAAUGAAGAUGAUAAUGGUUCUACCGAAGGAAAAGAGCCGAAAAAACGAAAACCUCCGAGUUUUUUGAAUUUACAACAUUCGGAUUCGAUGCCUGGAAACGGAGGAAGUAGAAGAAUGAGGAAACGAGAUUGGGCAAAGAAAAUUUAUAAAAGUUUGGUCGUGAGUGUUUUGAGAACUUGAAUUUUUGAGAUAAAUUUCUAAAUUUAUCUAAUAUUAUCCAAUUAACGUCUUCUGAAAAAAUCAAUAAUCCCCUCAAUUUCCCUCUCACCCUUUCUAAAAUUUCACUAUUUUUGCAGCAAGAUUCACCCCGAAAUACACCAUCUGGCGGUUCUUCUUCUUCCGAUGAAGCAAAUACUGUGAUGGGAGGUUCGAAUUUGAAUCGAACAAAAAGACGACAAUCAUCAGCGAGAAGACGACAAAGCACUGCAUUUCAAAUGGCUAAAGAGUACGGUUUGAGAUGGGAUUUGGUGGGAAGAGAGAUUUUUUUAAUUUUUGAAAAUAAAAAACUCAAUUUCGGACCGCUUGGCUAAUUUUGGGGCCAAAAUUACAGGAAAGUGAUUUUUUCUAUUUUUGCAAAAAAUUCACUGUUUCAAAAAAUUUAUUCAUUUUUCGAAAUCUGAAUGAGUUCCGAUCUCGAGUGUUAUUUACAUCGUAUCAAACAAUUACACGUAAAAAUUUGAAUGUUAACAAAAAUUCUGAAUUUCUGCGAUGCUUGCCAAGUUUUUUAUUCGAAAAGUUUUGCAUUUUUAGUGCCAAAAAAUUGUGGCGCCAAAAUUACAAGAAAGUGAUUUUUCCUAUUUUCGAAAAAAUUUACUGUUUCAAAAAAUUUAUAUAAUUAAUUUUUUUUCAUGAAAUGUUUGAUGUUUUGAUAAAUUGUUCACCCUUCAAAUCCCACCAAAAUCCCUCCGAUUUCCACCCAAAUUUCUUCAUUUCCAGUCUUCUCCGUCGUGGUAGCAGUGUCUAUUUCCGUCAAAGUUCGGAAAACAUGAAAGAAACCCGUCUUCUCCCACCCACUGAAUAUUUCGAACCAACCGAUCUUCCCGAAAUCCCACAAAAUCUUCCGCCCGAAAUUUUCUACAUUCUCCACAAUCUGAAAAUGCUCGAACUACCGUCGGAAUGGAAAUUGGACCCGCGAGAAAUUGUUGUCAAAAGCUAUAAAGCUGGAGAAUAUGUGGUGAAACCCGGUGAACCCGAUGAUGGGAUUUAUGUAUCGAUUGAUGGUGAAUUGACGGUUCAUAUUAGGGUGAGUGCCGAUUUUUUUUUGUGGGAAAUAUGACAGGAAAAUUGUGGAGAUGAGAUGGGCUAGGUUUAGGCUUAGGUUUAGCCAAAAUCAGGCGUAGGCUUGAAAUACAUUUUAGGUUUACUCGGCUUUUCUUAAGCCUAGGUUUAGGCUUGGCCAGAAUUUUAGACUUAGGCUAGGAUGAAAGUUUAAACCUAACCUUAAAAAAAUGUUUUAAAAAAAUACUGUUUCAAAAAUUUUUUGAAUAGAAUUGGGUUUUUCAAUAUUUAUUCGAAUUCUCGUUGAUGAUCACAAAACACCUAGAAGAUUAGAUGAAACAUCUAGGCUCAUAAGAAAUUAUAUAGAGUUAAUUUCGUGAAAUUUUAAGCUUAGUUUUCUUAUGUUAGGCAGAAGAGAAAGCGGGAGCUCUAACAAUUUCAGUUUAUGUCUUGAAGAUUGAAAUCAAAUUAUUUGUAGCACAUGGAAGGCAAAGAAUAUCUGGUGAAACGUAUUCCAGCCGGUGGCAGUUUCUUCUCACUUUUAUCCAUGUUGGAUAUAUUGAUUGAUUAUCCAUCGGUCUUCAAAACUGUCGCUUUAAAAGCUGCCGAACCGUGUCGAGUUGCCAAAUUCCCAAUCACAUCAUUUCGUGCGAGUUAUUCGAAAAAUCCCGAAGCCUGGAUUCGACCGAUUCAAAUUGUUAUAACUCGACUAUUGCAUGUCACAUUGACAACUUUACAUCAAUAUAUGGGAUUGAGCUCGGAACUGAUGAAAGGGGUAAGUCAACACGUGGAUUUUAAGAUCAAAAUUUAAAUAUUUUUAUUUAUUAACUAUCUUACAAUGUUUUUAUCCCAAAAAUUUUCCAGAGCCGCGAGGAAGAUCGUCUUCGAAACCUGAGCAAUAAUUCGAGCAAACUUCAAGCACAACAAUCGAUAAAAAGAAAGGAUAUUAAAAUAUUCAAUGUGAAUGAUUGUGAGUUUAUUCCUCAAAAUUUUACUUAGAAUUCAUUAAAAUUGGCCCCAGAAUUAGGCCCUAGAUUGACUCUAAAAUUAGCCUUGAGCUCCUAAAUCCUCCCAAUUUUUGCAGCCGAAGAAGAGCAAUUAAUUUGUGCUCGAAAAUGGAUGGCUGAAGCUUUCGGUUUGGCUGGAAAUGAAAAUAUCGCCGAACAAAUUGGCAACAAAAUUCACAUCUCAAAAUUUGAACCAAAACAAACAUUGAUUGAACAAGGAGCUGAAGAAGAGGUUUUGCUUCUGGUCUUGUCUGGAAAUUUAAUUUUGAGUCAGGUGAGCAAAACCGAAAAAUGGGCUAUUUUUGGGGGUAUUUUCAUCUGAAAUUUUCAGCAAGGUUCUGCAUUUUUAGCCCAACUUGACAGGGUAUGUCCAAAGUUUUGAGGUUUUUUGUUGAAAAAAAAAACUAACAGGCUUUUUUUCAGUGUGACUUUUGAAUUUUCUCUGAAUUUUUCAUACUAAUUCCAUAUGAAACUAGUUUUUUUCCUUUAAAAAUCCAAAUUUCCCCCUAUUUUUUCUAGGAUUCGCUUUUCGACGAAGAAAGUUGUGAAGAAAAUGUGGAAAGUGCCGUAAUUCGAAUUGGUCCCAAAGAACUUGUUGGUGGCUUGCAAAUUCUGACAAAUGAGCCAAGUUUUUAUACAAUUCGAUCUGUCACACCGACUACUGUAGCUGUCAUGAAAAAGAAGGAUUUUUCGGCGUAGGUCUUUUUGGGGGCUUUCGAAAAUUGAAAAAUUCACUGUUUCAACAUAUUUUAUAAUAAUAAUAAUGCUGAAUUUAAUUUUCAUGUUUGAUUACCUCGAAAUUGGUUGAAAAUCUCAUUUCUUCUUGAAAAAAAUAUCUCGAAAAUACUCGGAAAAUCCGUUUUUUCAGAAAGUGAAAGGCUUUCAAAAUUAAAUAAGUAUAAUUUUUAUCUGGAAAAAAUAGAGUGAAUAAUUUUCUAGAAAAAUUACUGUUUCAAAAAUUUUGUAUAGAAAUGUUUGGAUUUUUUCCGUUUUCUUGGAUUCUUUUUUCAUUAUUAUAAUAAUAGGAAAAUUUUACUGUUUCAAAACAAAAACACUAAUUGCUUAAAAAAUUCCAAGUUUCCUCGAAAAAUCGAAAAAUUCUACAAAUUUUCAAAAAUAUAAUUUACUGUUUCAAAAAAUUAUCAUCAAAAUUUCCUUCAUCAGAAAUUGAUGCACUGAUGUCUAACAAGUUAAAUUAUUCUCUAACCUCUUUCAACAUCUUUUUUUUGCAGUUUUCUCGAAUCGCAUCCCGAAAUCUACCUGCCAGUUGCUCAUUCCGUUCUCCGUCGACUUUCUCCAUUUCUCCGAGGCGUUGAUUUUGCAUUGGAUUGGGUUCUAGUCGAUUCUGGACACGCGGUUUAUCGAGCUGGUGAUAUUGCUGAUUCACUUUAUGUUGUUCUAAGUGGUCGACUUCGAUCGGUUGAAAAAAAGACGGUUGUUGAGGAAUUUGGACGAGGCGAUGUUUUGGGAAUGAUGGAGGUUUUGACGAAAAAACCGAGAUCGACUACGGUUUUGGCGGUUCGAUUUUCGCAAUUGGCAAGAGUUCCCGAAGGAUUGUUGAAUUUUAUUAAGAUGCAGUUUCCGCAGGUUGGUUAUUUUUAUUUUUGGAAGAAAAUGCGUGCGGUUUCAAAAAUGUUCACCAAAAACUUUCUGUUUCAGAAAAUUCUUUAAUUUUUUGAGAUUUUGUAUGUUUUUGAUGUGAACGUCUGGUCUUAAACAAAAUUUUUCAAUAAAACAAAAUUGCUGGUAGCUAAGCCACGUGGAUGUUUGGCACUAAAAUUGAUGAAAAUUCAAUCAUAAAAAUAUUUGACUGUUUCAAAAAUAUGUUUUAUUUACUAGGAUUUUGAUCAGUCUUGAUAUCGUUCCUUAAAAUACACCCAACAUUUUUUUUUUGCUGAAAUCUAUUGCGAAUAAAUUGAAUUUCUGCUUUUUAUGAGUUUUAGACCCUAAAAUGCAUGUAUUCAUGUUUUUGAGGCAAAAAUUUUGAAUUUCCCAAAAAUUUUGCUGUUUCAAAAUAUUCGUUUAUUUUUUCGGAUUUCAAGUGUUUUCCAUUUGUGUCAGUAUUCUUCUUCUUAAAAUUUUUGAAACAGUAAAUUCAAAAAAGGUUUUAUGAUUAAAAUUCUCAAACGACAAGCAAUUAAUGUUCAAUCAUUUCAAAACCCCAAAAUUAAUUUCAGGUUGGUUUUCGCUUGGUUCAACUUCUCGGUCAAUAUUAUAGUCAAAUGAAUCGUCGAACACCAUUUGUUCCACCAACCGUAAUGCGAUCAAAUGAAAUUGGAGCACACGAUCCAAUGAGUCAUAUCAAAAAUCUACAUACAAUUGCAGUUGUUCCAUCUUCUUUGGAUGUUCCACUUGUUUCAUUCACUUGUGAAUUAUAUCAUGCACUGUCGGCGAAUUUGAGAGUUUUGAGAUUGAGUUCGCAAAAAGUUGCACAGUGUUUGGAUCCGAGUGUUUUGGAGAAGUUAGUCUAAUACUUUGGGGGAUUUUUUAGUGCUUAGGAGUUAGAUUAACAAUGGGAGGCUUAAGAUGAAAAUUAGGUCUUAUUUCUGUUAAGCCUAAGCCUAGGUUUUUGGAUGAUAAAGUUCAGCAGUAUGAGUAACGUUUCUAGAAUUAGCAUAAGUCCAGGCGUUUUUAGAUUUUAGUUUUUCCAGAAAAACCUAGAUUUAUCUGAAAUCCCUUGAAAAUUUCAAAUUGUUUCCAGACAAGCCGAUUUUCGCCUGAUGCAUUGGCUGAAUGUUCAAGAAGACACUUAUCCACUGGUAAUUUAUGAAUGCGAUUUCACUCCAACAAAUUGGACACGAAGAUGUUUGAGACAAGCUGAUGCGAUUUUGGUGGUUGGAAUUGGUGGAAAAUCGCCCGAAAAACAGACUUUGGUGGGUGAAAGUUUCUGAUUCUAGACCUUUUGAUUAAUUUUCAAAAAUUUGACAAAAAAUUCGAUAUCUUUUUCCUAUAACUUCGCCUCAAAAAUCUUGAAAACACACAUUUUUCAUUUCUACAAAAAUUUGCUGUUUCAAAAAUUUUAUGUAGCUCAACAAGGUUUUUGAUUAUUUGAUUCAAGUUUUUCUAUUUGUUCGCGAUUUUAAUAUAUUAGUUUUGAUUUAUUUUCCAUUUCGUACUCAAAGUUUACAAAGAUGAGGAUUUUUAAAUUUUCUAAUGAGUAUUGGUACCAGCAAAUCCAUAAUUUUGACGCAAAAAUCCCGAAAUAAAGAUAAAUUUUAAUUAUAAAAAAAUUGCCGUUUCAAUAAAUAUUCGGACUUCUUAUUUUCUCAUUACGACACAUUUUUCAAAACAAAAGAAUUUUGGUUUUUUUGGGCUUUCGUUGAUUUUCAUUCUCAAAGAAACUAAACGCUAAAUAUCACGAAAAAAAAUCCAGAUAAUAUUAUAUUUAAAAUAAAGCUAAUCUUAAAUUUCUCCACCCAAAACUCACCAAAUUUCAAUUCUAGAUGCGAGAUUUGAUGAACAUGAAUCAAGACGGUGUUCGAACCAACAAAGAAUUAAUAUUAUUAUGGCCCGAAAGUACACAUACACCAUCCGGAACUAUUGAUUGGCUCAAUAAUUCAUUUUUCUCCGGACAUCAUCAUAUUCGAGCACCGCGAAGAAUGUUGCAAUGGAAUCGAAAACAUCGAAAAAAUAGCCACAUUGAAACGUAUUCACCACAGGUUAGAGCGGGGGGUUUUUGGGGAAAUUUUUGGUGUAAAAAUAUUGGGUGAAAAUUAAGAUCUUAAAAUGAUGUUCGGAAUUCAAUAGCUUCAAAAAACUAAUUUACUGAAAUUUGAAAUUUUCACUGUUUCAAUAAUCAAUUAUAUUCUCGAUCAUUCCAUCAUUUACUAAUUUAUCAACAAAAACCUGUGGAAAUUAAAUGUAGACAAUGUUUAAAAAAUGUUUCUGUUUCAAAAAUAUUUUAAGUCAUCAAACAUCUAAAAAUAGAAAUUAUUUUCAAAUGUAGCUAUGCAACGCAAUUUUUCAGAAAUCAUAAAUCUGACUAAAUUUAGGAACAGUGAAAAAUUUCACAAAAAAGUUUGCUAAUCCAAGAAAGAGAGAACCACAACUUUAAUAUGAAUUUUAUAUUCCAUUUCUUUUUAAAACAGUUAUUUUUGUGCGAUUUUUGUUUGCAGUAAUAUUUUUUUUGGUUGAAAAUUCAUGAUAAAGGGUUUCAGCACUUUUGGAACUAGUAAUUUUCAGAAAUAUUUACUCGAAAUUAAUUUUCCAUUUUUCGCCGUGUAUUCAAACAGUAAAAUAAAAUUUAAAUAAAAUCCUAGAUUUUAUCAAUUUUUGAAAUAGUGAACAAAUUAAAAAUACGUCAAAAAUUGGUUUCAGCAUUCUUAAAUUAUUAUUUUUUUUGCAGAACAUUGAAAAUGAAGUGAUCGCGUACUACGAGAAAAAUGUGUUCUGGACAACCGAUCCCCGCUCGGAUUUCUCUCGCCUCGCUCGAAUUUUGACCGGAAACGCAAUCGGUUUAGUUCUCGGCGGUGGCGGUGCUCGCGGAGCAGCUCACGUUGGAAUUUUGCGAGCUCUUCGAGAAGAAGGCAUACCUGUUGAUAUAGUUGGCGGAACUUCUAUCGGCUCAAUGAUUGGUGGAAUCUAUGCCGAAACUCCAGACGAUGUAAUUGUUGAGGAACGUGCAUUUUCAUGGUUCCGACCAAUGUCGAGUUUGUGGCGAAAAUUGUGGGAUUUGACAUAUGCGCAUAGUGCAAUGUUCACAGGAGCACAAUUCAAUUGGUCGAUUAAAAGUUUGUUUGAGGAUCGGUUGAUUGAAGAUUUGUGGAUCUCCUAUUUUUGCAUAUCUACUGAUAUUAGUACAUCGGAAAUGCGAGUUCAUCGAUCAGGACCAUUAUGGGCAUAUUGUCGAGCAUCGAUGUCUUUGGCUGGAUAUUUACCGCCACUUUGUGAUCCACAAGAUGGACAUUUGUUGUUAGAUGGAGGAUAUGUUAAUAAUGUGCCAGCUGAUGUUAUGAGGUAAGGUUUUUGGAGGGGAAAUAUUCUCAAAGAUACUUUUUUUUAAAUCUAAAUGUGAAUCUUUCAACAAAAUAAAGAAAAUUAAUACAAUUAUGUGAUCAUUUUUUUGAGCAAAAUCCAAUGAAGCACCAAAACAUUGUUUUAAAAAUAUAAUUUUUUCAGAAAUCUCGGUGCUCGUUGCGUAAUUGCUUGCGAUGUCGGAUCAAUUGAAGAAACCAAUUUGUAUGAUUACGGUGAUUCUCUAAGUGGUGUUUGGGUUCUCCUCAAACGUCUCAAUCCAUUUGGUGAACCAAUUCGAAUUCUGAACAUGGAAGAGAUUCAAAGUCGCCUCGCCUAUGUUUCUUGUGUUCGACAACUUGAAGUCGUCAAAAAAGCAUCGUAUUGUAGAUAUUUGAGACCGCCUAUUGAACCAUAUAAAACAUUGGAUUUUCAUAAAUUUAGAGAGAUUAUGGUGAGUUUUAAAUUUUGGGAUUGAAAAAAUUUCACUGUUUUAAAAUAUUCAAAUAAUAUUUGAUGAAAAAUAAUUUUUAAUCCGAACCAAAUUUUUUCCACCAGAAAAUUCAUUCAAAUAAUUUCGCAUUUCUUGAAAUUUCAAUGUUUCAAAAAAAGUUUUAAUUUUUGGUUUUUCAAGUUUUUGUGAUAAUUGUUUUUUCUGAUCCAAAAAAUUUCACUGUUUCAAAAUAUUAAAAUAAUUUUUGAUGAAAACACAUUUUAAAUCCAAGCAAUAAAUUCAUCCGAAUAUUCUCAAAUUUCUUGAAAUUUUGGAUUGAAAAAUGUUUUUAAAGUUUUGAAAUUUCUAGAAUUUUAUAAGACGAAAAAAUUACUGUUUCAAAUUUUUUAUUAAUGCUUAAUAAUUAUAUUAAAAGACUGAUACUGAGGUUGUAUACAUAAUUCAUUGAACGAAUUCAGUUCAGUUAAAAUUUUACAAUUAUAAUUCGAAGCUCUUUCGAUGAAUUCGAAUUUUUAACAAGAACAAUUUUUCAGAAAAUUAUCAAAACUAAAUAAAAAAUUUCACUGUUUCAAAAAAUUUAGAAAUUUUUUGGUGAAUAAUAAUUUAAUGCUCACUCUGCCGUGAAAUGCCCAAAAUAAAAUUUUGAAAUAGUGAAAAACUCCACAGUAAAAUUUUAUUUUAUGAAUUUUCGAUAUAAAAAAUGAUGCUAAAUAAUCCAUCAAUUUUUUUCAAAUAAAAACUAAAAAUCCGCUGUUUCAAAAAAUUCUCAAAAGUUUUUGAAACAUUUUGUAUAUGCUUCAUCUAAUUUUUUUAAUUACAAAAAUUCUCAAUUCUUGCAGGACCUUGGUCUAAAAUAUGGCCGUGAAGUUGUGCACGAAUUAAUAAUCAACGAUCGUGCUGGAAUUUUGGGCGAAGAAAAAGACAUCAAAAAAUUCAAGCGUCAAACAAGUCGACGCGAGAAAAAAUCAGAUGUUUCUCGUGCUGUUUCAUUCACUGAUUUAGCUGCUGCAAUGUCAAAAAUACCGGUAGUUCGACCAACUUUGAAACAUUCAAUGAGUUUAAAUCCAAAUGGUCGAGCUGGUGAUCAUUUCUUAUUAGAUGAAGAUGUUGGAACUGAUUUUUAUGAUUAUUAUGAUGAUAGUUCAGAAGGUGGUGCUAUUGGAUUCACUGAAGAUGAAGAUGUUAUUCCACCUGUUCCAGCUGGAAGUCGAGCAAAAUCACCUGCUCCUGCUUCAAACCAGAGUGCAGAGGAUUCGAAAACACCAACAUCUACACCAAUUGCUGAUCCGAAGCCUAAUUUAGAACCACCAAAAUGA